Messenger RNA from Ailuropoda melanoleuca (giant panda), 4103 nucleotides. It is a transcript of the gene SLC7A6, whose product is annotated as solute carrier family 7 member 6. Bases 259 to 1803 code for a protein of 514 amino acids. The record is from RefSeq and is a predicted model, not a curated record. NCBI's taxonomy places the organism in Eukaryota, Metazoa, Chordata, Mammalia, Carnivora, Ursidae. Gene Ontology annotation, molecular function: L-amino acid transmembrane transporter activity. The transcript has 11 exons. Gene Ontology annotation, biological process: amino acid transmembrane transport. Gene Ontology annotation, cellular component: membrane.
CGGCGCGUGACGUGGCGGAGGCGGGGCCUGAGCGGCCGCGGCGACCGCGGCGGUCGAGCGACCGAGCAUCCUGUCGGCGCCUGGCUCCUGCGAGAGGUUAAAUGGCCAAGACAGACAAAUGGAAUUAGGCCUUGCUGUGAAGACUUCCAUUUUCUUCUCAGUACCUGACCAUUUAUGAUGAGGCAGCUUAUGAAAGUGUGAUGUUUGCUUAUUUCCUCACAGGCCACAGUAAACACAAGUGUGAAGGAAACAUUUGCCAUGGAAGCCAGGGAGCUGGAGAGCCCCACACCAACCUACCAUCUCAUUCCCAAGGCCAGCCAGCCCACGGAAGAAGAUGUCAGCAUGCAACCUCAAAGGACUGCAGAAACUAUGCAGCUAAAGAAGGAGAUCUCGCUGUUGAAUGGGGUCAGCCUGGUGGUGGGCAACAUGAUCGGCUCAGGAAUCUUUGUCUCACCCAAGGGCGUGCUGGUAUACACUGCCUCCUAUGGGUUGUCGCUGGUCGUAUGGGCCAUUGGUGGGCUUUUCUCUGUUGUUGGUGCCCUUUGCUAUGCGGAGCUGGGGACCACCAUCACCAAGUCUGGGGCCAGCUAUGCUUAUAUUCUAGAGGCCUUUGGGGGCUUCAUUGCCUUCAUCCGCUUGUGGGCCUCCUUGCUAAUUGUUGAGCCCACCAGUCAGGCCAUCAUUGCCAUCACCUUCGCCAACUAUAUCAUCCAGCCCUCGUUCCCUACCUGUGUUCCCCCGUACCUGGCCUGCCGUCUCCUCGCUGCUGCUUGCGUAUGUCUGCUGACAUUUGUGAACUGUGCUUAUGUCAAGUGGGGCACACGUGUUCAGGACACGUUCACUUAUGCCAAGGUCCUAGCACUCAUUGCCAUCAUUGUCAUGGGCCUCAUUAAACUGUGCCAGGGACACUCUGAGCACUUUCAGGACGCCUUUGAGGGUUCCUCCUGGGACAUGGGAGACCUCUCUCUCGCCCUCUACUCUGCCCUCUUCUCUUACUCAGGUUGGGACACCCUUAAUUUUGUAACAGAAGAAAUCAAAAACCCAGAAAGAAAUUUGCCCCUGGCCAUUGGGAUUUCUAUGCCAAUUGUGACGCUCAUCUACAUCUUGACCAAUGUGGCCUAUUACACAGUGCUGAACAUUUCAGAUGUCCUUGACAGUGAUGCUGUGGCUGUGACAUUUGCUGAUCAGACAUUUGGCAUGUUCAGCUGGACCAUUCCCAUUGCUGUUGCCCUGUCCUGCUUUGGGGGCCUCAAUGCAUCUAUCUUCGCUUCAUCAAGGUUGUUCUUCGUGGGCUCCCGUGAGGGCCACCUCCCCGAUGUUCUGUCCAUGAUCCACAUUGAGCGUUUUACACCCAUCCCUGCUUUACUGUUCAAUUGUACCAUGACACUCAUCUACCUCACUGUGGAAGAUGUUUUCCUGCUUAUCAACUACUUCAGCUUCAGCUAUUGGUUCUUCGUGGGCCUGUCUGUUGCUGGACAGCUCUAUCUUCGUUGGAAGGAGCCCGAGCGACCCCGGCCUCUCAAGCUGAGCCUGUUUUUUCCCAUCGUGUUCUGCAUAUGCUCCUUGUUUCUGGUGAUUGUGCCUCUAUACGGUGACACCAUCAAUUCCCUCAUUGGCAUCGGGAUUGCCCUCUCUGGGAUUCCUGUCUACUUCGUGGGUGUUUACUUGCCCGAGUCCCAGAGGCCAGUCCUUAUUCGGAAUGUCGUGGCUGCUGUCACCAAAGUCACCCAGCAGCUUUGCUUUUGCGUCCUGACUGAGCUUGAUGUAGCUGAAGAGAAAAACGUUGAGAGGAAAACGGACUAGAGGCCAGAGGUGAUGUCCCUUGAGGCCUGGAGGGCCAGCCACAACCACCAAAGUCCAGAUGACAAGACUGCAGGCCCAACCCUCUUGUUCUAAAAGGGCCUGAUGGCCCACAUUAUAUAAGGGGGGCUCAGGGCUGAUGGCCUGCUCUGGUGGUCACUCUCAUUAGUAAGCUAUGGGAGGAGACUCAGGAUCUGAGGCCGGCCUGAAGGUGGGAACUUUAUAGAGGGUGGUGUUGGGGAGGGCUUGGUCAGGGGAAUAGUUGUUUAGUUUUAUUCCUGGUGAGUCAGUACAGCUUACCAAACACUUGACGAACUGCACUGGGGGAAGAGGGAGUGCUAGGUUAAUAGAUGGGGCUGGUGGUUCUGAAUUUAUUUGAUGUUUGAAUCAGGAGCCUUUACAAAGGGGUUGCUUUAUGGGAAGGUUUCUUCUGAUCAGGUCCAAGCACCUGACUCUGGAGGCCUGAAAUGCUACCAUUUCUUCCUCUGACUCAAAAUCUUUCCCUGGGAAGACAGUUGUAUUUCAUUAUUUAUUGAUAUUAUUUAAUCCACAACACCAAUUCUAGCAGAACACUGGUGUUCAUUCAUCUACAGGACGCAAUAAGCUGAUUGUGUUUCAAAACUCAAAGUACCCCCAACCGAGUUCCUCUGCCCUUAGAGGUGUCUCUGUGUGGUGGUGUGGGUCAGCCUCUAACCACAGAUUUUUUUUGCUUAGUUUAGCACAAUCUUCUGUUGAGUCUUAUUAGCUGCAUAGGUGAACUUUAAAGUUUGUUUGUUUGUUUGUUUUUUAACUCAUGUUUUGGUUACACUUUUGUUAGUAGGUCACAGAUUAUAAGCACCUGGCUCAGAUCAGCAAGGACACAUGAACAAAUUCAUGAGUCAGAAGUCUGAUAAUACUGCUAUUUUGAAGGAUAAUCCUUUAUUUUACUUGAGACCUUAGGUCUUUAUUCUAGAUGAUAGAAGGUAAAUCUCUGGUUUCUCGUAUGAACUUUAGGAGGACAUAAACUGUUUCAGAAUUCAAGUGGAUUACCUGAAUUCUCUUAGCUGUCAAAGGCUCAGAGAACAUCUCAUGGACUCAAGCCACCAAAUAGCUUGUUUCUCUCUGUAAGGGCUGGUGUGAGGGACUGCUGUGCAGACCCACGCAAGCCCACCUUGGUGCUAGAAGUGGUCAUUUCCCUUUUCCAAAAACUCACACCAGACUGCAUCUCCUCUUCUGUCCCCGACACUGGGCUUUGUUUACACUCUGAACUGUCUUGGUGUGGAUCAUCAGGAUAGUGCAUUCCUGUCCUGUCUGCCUCCUCUUGCUGGAGGUCUGGUGGGCCUGCAGUCUCAGGAAGAGCUUGAUACUUGUGUGGACUUCUGUUUCCUCCCUGUGGCAAUCAGAGAAGACUUUGGGAGACAAAGCUGCUUCAGCCUCAGUCUGGCUCGUCAGCAGACUACAUGAUUGGAAGCAACGAAUUCUGGUGCUCAGGGUGUGCUUUAGCAUCCAGGUCAGGCCAGAGCAGGCUUGGUCUAAUGGAUGUUCCCUCAUGGGCAGCCAUGGUUGCAGUGGACUGUACAGUUGUCCUUCGAUGCCUCCAGACACUGUCAUCCUGGGUCCAGAGGAACCUGCUGACUUGGCUCACCCCAUGCCUGGACUUAUCCUUUCGUUUUAGAAUUGGUCAGUGGUAAAGACAAGAACUAUGAGGCCAUCUCCCUUUCUGACCGUUCUUUUCCACCAAAUGGCCUCAGUUGCAGCCAGGGGAGUAACCUUGGCCAUACUUGUUCAAUAAAGGCAAUUUAGGGGAGCACAAUCACAGCUGCCUUGGGUUCAGGGCAUGCAUGGAUGAGAAAAUGAAGGGAUAUUCCUACUGUCAUGGGUUGGGGAUUUGCACAGCAAAUUCCUUCCUGGCAGUAGGGAGUCUUAUGCAAAGGCUGACUUGCCAAGAGUAUGUAAACAUGACUCCUGUCUGAGCCAAGAUGGCACCUAUCCCAGGGAUCCUCUGGAGUUAAUCCUUUAAGCAGAGUGUGCUUGUCUUGAGGAUCCAUGACCCAGGUUUUAGCUUUCUCCGCUGAAGUAAAUGACCAGCUAAUCCCAAGAACUUGCUGCCCCCCAGUGGCUCCUGGGGGAAGCAUGGGCCUCACACCCUAAGUGCCCCAGUACAAGCUUAGUGAGCCAUGUCAUCCCCCUCAUUACUGGAUGGCAACCGCAUUCUUCCCCUCUGUGCUGGAUACAGACUUCACCCAGGAACCCUUCUGUGGGAGGGAAGCCAGAGACUCCCUACAGAACUCAAGCUUGAUGGUGGAAUUAAAUUUCUGCAAGGU